Molecule: messenger RNA, 8820 nt
Organism: Phyllopteryx taeniolatus (common seadragon)
Lineage: Eukaryota; Metazoa; Chordata; Actinopteri; Syngnathiformes; Syngnathidae
Product: ephrin type-B receptor 1-like
Exons: 20
Coding region: 348-3431 (1027 amino acids)
Biological process (GO): cell surface receptor protein tyrosine kinase signaling pathway; axon guidance; protein phosphorylation
Cellular component (GO): neuron projection; plasma membrane
Molecular function (GO): transmembrane-ephrin receptor activity; ATP binding; protein binding
Source: RefSeq, a predicted model, not a curated record
CAGUCGACAGGCGUCUCGGCGCUUGUUGCUUUUCUUCCGUUUGACCACUUGGCGUCGCUGUGCCUGCAAGUGCUACCAUGCGGGAUCUGUCCAUUGGGCUUUGAGUGGAGGUCAGGCGCCAAAAGGAUGGUGAUUGGUUAACGAGCCGCCAUCGUCUUCUCUGAUUGGCCAGAAAGGUGUGAGAGAGGCGAUAAUGGCAGGAGAGGGAGCAGAGCAGCGGUGAACAGUGUGUGCCUAUUUGCGCUUCUGUGGACGUCCAGCACAGUGCUGCCGCUUCCCCCUCUGUCACGAUGGAGAUGUGAGUCUUCCAGUGGAAUCAGUGGGAUUUGGUUCGAGCUAGCCGGAUAAUGGUAGACGACAGGCAGAUGCUGACUGUGGCCAUGCUGGCCACUUUCGCUGCCGGUCUUCUGUGUGUGAUCCCUUCAGUGUGUGCAGAGGAAGAUACUGUGAUGGAUACAAGGACAGCAACGGCUGAGCUGGGCUGGAUAUCAUUCCCUGCUAAUGGAUGGGAGGAGGUGAGUGGCUAUGAUGAGAACCUCAACACCAUCAGGACGUAUCAAGUAUGUAAUGUGUUCGAGCCCAGCCAGAACAACUGGCUCCUCACGACAUACGUUGACAGACGGGCAGCGCUGCGGAUCUAUGUGGAAAUCCGCUUCACUGUACGAGACUGCGCCUCCAUCCCCAGUGUCCUUGGUUCCUGCAAAGAGACAUUCAACCUUUACUACCUGGAAACAGACAGGGCCGUGUCAGAGGGCAUCAGAGGGGUGGACUACUGGGCAAAUGCCCCCUUCCUUAAGGUGGAUACCAUUGCAGCAGAUGAGAGUUUCUCCCAAGUUGAUUUUGGAGGGAGGUUGAUGAAGGUCAACACAGAGGUCCGAAGUUUUGGCCCACUGUCCAAAGGAAAAGGGUUUCAUCUGGCUUUCCAGGAUCUGGGAGCCUGCAUGUCUCUCCUUGCUGUCAGAGUUUUCUACAAAAAAUGUCCCAGCAUAGUUCAGAACUUUGCUUACUUCCCAGAGACACUUACCGGCGCAGAAUCCACAUCACUUGUCAUUGCCAGAGGAAGUUGUAUUCCCAAUGCCGAGGAAGUGGAUGUGCCCAUAAAGCUGUAUUGUAAUGGCGACGGGGAGUGGAUGGUACCCAUUGGCAGCUGCAGCUGUAAGGCGGGUUAUGAACCAGACAGUGACAACUUAUGCAGAGCUUGUCCACAGGGCACCUUUAAAUCAUCCCAGGGGCCCGGAUUAUGUCAGCAAUGUCCACUUAACAGUCGGUCCACCAUUGAGGCUGCCUCCCUUUGUGGUUGUCGGAAUGGUUACUAUCGUGGUGACAUGGACAAACCACAGGACUUGUGCACCAGUGUCCCUUCGGGUCCUCGUAACUUGGUCUCAGUUGUUAACCAGACAUCAGUGCAACUGGAGUGGAAUCCACCGCGUGACAUCGGGCACCGUCAAGACUUGUCUUACAACGUGUUGUGCCACCGAUGUCACAGCAGUGAGCGGCGGCUCUGUCAGCCAUGUGACGACAGUGUGGCCUAUGAUCCGGGCCGGAGGGGGUUAAAAGUAACCAAGGUGGAAAUCAGCAAGCUGCGGGCCCACACAUCAUACACCUUCGACAUACAGGCAGUCAACGGUGUCUCCAACAAGAGCCCCUAUCCCGCCCAGCAGGUGUCAAUCAACAUUACAACCAAUCAAGCUGCUCCUUCAGAGGUUCCCAUAAUGCACCAAGUGAGCUCUACAAGUCGCAGUUUCUCAUUGUCGUGGCCUCCCCCUGAACAUCCCAAUGGAAUAAUCCUCGACUAUGAGAUACGAUUCUAUGACCAGUCCCAGCAUUCAGUGUCUAACAGUUCAGUGGUUCAGAGCAAGACCCCCAGUAUGAUUCUGGAGGGGCUGAGGCCCGGCACCGGCUAUGUGGUUCAGGUGAGGGCCCGCACUGUGGCUGGCUACGGAGCUUACAGCAAAGAGAUGCUCUUCCAAACACUCACUGAUGAUGAGUUCAAGUCAGAGCUAGGACAGCAGCUCUCCCUGAUUGCAGGCUCUUUAGUAGGCGGAGUGUGUAUUGUCUCUCUGGUAGCCAUCACCAUCAUUUGUACCAGGAGAAGGCAAUUGAAAGGGAGUGCGUAUGGUGACAAGUUGCAGCAAUACAAUGCAGGUGGAGAGGUGACACUGAGAACUGACAUGUUUAGUGGUCCUACCCCCACGGUGACCUUCCCCACCCUGUCUGAUGGUCACAGUUCACCGGGGGUCAAGAUAUACAUCGACCCUUUCACCUACGAAGACCCCAAUGAGGCUGUCAGAGAAUUUGCUAAGGAAAUUGACUCCUCAUGUGUGAAGAUCGAGGAAGUCAUUGGCUCAGGUGAGUUUGGAGAGGUGUACAAAGGCCGCCUGAAGCCACUGGGCAAAAGAGAAAUUCCUGUUGCCAUCAAGACUCUGAAGGUGGGCUACUCUGAGAGGCAGCGGCGGGACUUUCUGUCUGAGGCGUCAAUCAUGGGCCAAUUCGACCAACCAAACAUCAUUAGAUUGGAGGGUGUGGUUACCAAGAGCAGACCCACAAUGAUCAUCACCGAAUUCAUGGAGAAUGGAGCUCUUGACUCAUUUCUCCGGCAAAAUGACGGGCAGUUCCCAGUGAUCCAACUGGUUGGUAUGCUGAGAGGCAUAACAUCUGGAAUGAGGUACCUGGCAGAGAUGAGUUACGUUCACAGAGACCUGGCUGCUCGGAACAUCCUGGUUAACAGUAACUUGGUGUGUAAGGUGUCUGACUUUGGCUUGUCUCGUUACCUGGAGGAGGAUACUUCUGAUCCCACUUACACCAGCUCACUGGGUGGUAAAAUCCCAGUGCGGUGGACAGCCCCAGAGGCAAUUGCCUAUAGGAAGUUCACAUCAGCCUCAGAUGUUUGGAGUUAUGGGAUCGUCACCUGGGAGGUCAUGUCAUACGGCGAAAGGCCUUACUGGGAUAUGAGUAACCAAGAUGUGAUCAACGCCAUUGAGCAGGACUUCCGGCUGCCAGCUCCCAUGGACUGUCCAACAGUUCUACACCAGCUGAUGCUGGACUGCUGGCAAAAAGACAGGAACGCUCGUCCAAAGUUCCCUGAUGUUGUCAACAUGUUGGACAAGAUGAUACGCAACCCUGCAUCCCUGAAAGCCGGCACUAACAAUGUUGCGCCAGGUCCUUCCCAUCAUCCUUUGUUAGAUCGUGGUGCUCCAGAUCUGAGCCGGUUGAGCUCUGUGGAGGACUGGCUGGCUGCACUUAAGAUGACCCAGUACAGAGACUCCUUCCUGGGAUCAGGCUUCACCUCCUUGCCACUCGUCACUCAAAUCACUGCAGAAGACCUCCAGAGGAUCGGCGUAUCUCUAGCCGGACACCAGAAGAAAAUCCUUACAAGUGUUCAGUCAAUGAGGCACCACAUCGAUGACCAGUCUCCUACUGAAUCUGUUUAGUUGCCACAUUCAUAAUGGUUGGUUUUAAAGUAUUCAGGCAAGGAGUGUGCCCUCUACUUUUACACACACGUGUCCACCCCUUUCCUCCUCGAUUUAGCUUCCGAGAUCAAUUUCAAUUUAAUGCCUUGUGGAAGUUAUAAAAUGCACAUUUGCAAGAGCCAAUGCAAGGUCAGCAUGCUCUCUAAGCGGUGAAAAAGUGACACGUAUCUGUUCUUUACAACACCUGAUCUGCUCUGACCUGAAGGGACUACAAUCAUAAAAGCCCAUUUCCAUCCAUCCAUCCAUCCAGAAGGCAGUCUUUACCAACUUGGUAGUUGGAUUCAAGGACAGUGCGGUCUAACGCUCCACCUUAAGCAGCCAUCAUAUGAACAUACUGGGAAGGGAAAAAUGUUGAAAACUGUGCAAAAAGCCCAGUAAGUGGUUCUUGUGUAAAAAUAUAUAGAGUAUGUUAAAAAACAAGACUGUCAACUGCCACUACUUGAAUGCAGGAGAACCCAUGGUUAAGUGAGACUGUGACAAUUUUAUCUUCAUAUUGAAGAGUCUGUACAUAUUAUGAUAUGGGGUGUUUCUUUCCUAUUUGCUAAUUUGUUUGAUGACUGUGCUUGUGAUUAGUAUUCUUCACGAUUAGCUUUUCACUUUUUGAUGAAACAAAUUCGCAGUCUGGUGCACAAACAGGUUGCAUAGUUUUCUUGGUAUACAUUCAGUAAUCCAAUGAGUAGAUCACCUCUUCCAUGCAGAGGGUUUGCAAAAAUUUGAAAUUUGAGUACUUAAAAUGACUGUUGUUAAAAAUCAGCAAAAAUACUCUCUGAAGCCCACUAUGGGAAAAUUAAAGUAAAAUGCAAUACUACAAGGUAAUACCACAAUUGACAGGAAACAAGAACACAACAUCAACAGACAUCAACCGAAAUGUUCCUGUUGUGCACGAACUGCAGUGGGUCGUAAAAAGACAUACAAGAUAAUCUUGUGAUUUAGCUGCAACAUUGACAGGAGGUCAACCAUUAUUUUCUCAGCUGAACCCAUCAAAGGUCACAUGCACAAAUCAAAUUUAUUUCAUACUUGUAUGGAUGACAUCCAAAGGGUGAUGAUCAUUUUGCACCAGGCAGGGCGAAACCUUUGCAUCAAUCUGUUUUUUACUCACAGGUCACCCGAUGGGACAUUGUCGAUAGGACAUUGUCGAUGGGUCACCUGGGAGCCCUGACGUCAGCCCCAUCAGACUGCUGUGAUAGCUGCAAACAUUUGCUUCCAUUCUCUCUGGAAGAAGUGUUAAGUCGUUAGUUUUGAAUACGUUUUGUUUGUGGAUGACUGAAAUCUGCAAUUUGUCAAGCGCCACUGCUCCUCACAGCUUUCAGUCUUUUCCUGAUAAUGUUUGCAAAUAUUUGAAUCACUACAUUUUCCACUCUUAAGUCAAACAUGGCUCCACUGGUGUGACCAUAUCUGCAUGUGUUGCCGGGCAACCUUAGAAUAUUAAAAAGUUAAGUCUGGAAUUCAUUGAUAUAUACAGUGUCAGCAGUUCGUCACCGCUGGGAAAACACUUUCUACAUUGGUUCAAAGGUUUACUAACAAAUUGAGAUAAUAAGCUCACAAAUAUGUGAAUCCGGUAGUUCAGUGUGACUUGCCUGUUUCUCACUUUAAAGUAUUAGCUUUCAAAGAACUCACGUCACUGUGUUAGUGGAAAUAAACAACUGCAAAAUUGUUACUGCAACAGAAGCAACAAUAUCUCAGGAAUAUGGUGUGUGAGUUUUGUUCAAGUGUAAAUGUGACCCUAAAUUGGUAAUGCUUACACUACCCAGAGGUAUUGGAUAUUAAUAACUCAGUUUUAAGAAUUUCAGAGUCCAUAAAAUCAAGCACGGUGGAGGACUGGUUAGCACAUCUGCUUCAUAGUUCUAAGGGCCCAGGUUCAAAUCCGGCUCCACCUGUGUGGAGUUUUGCAUGUUCUCCCCGUGCCUGCGUAGGUUUUCUCCAGGUACACCAGUUUCCUCCUACGUUCCAAAAACAUGCAUGGUAGGUUACUUGUAGACUAAAUUGCCCAUAGCUGUGAAUGAUGGCUUGUAUGUAUACUAGAAUUGGCUGGCGACCAGUUCAGGGUGUACCCCCCCUCUCGCCCACCGUUAGCUGAAAUAGAUGAUGAUGCUCUUUUGGACCAUAACUCAUGGAGUAGUUAAUAACCUCAAAAAACUAAAACUAUAAACAAAGACAAAAGGAACAGAGUAAGACCACGAGAUCAUUUUACACUUGAGACAAUGUGAGUCCCGCCCGGGAUGCACAAGUCAUGGAAACAAUGAGUCCCUGCAAUUUAUCAUCACGGAAUACGGAUACAGUAAUCCUACGCUAUAUCACGGUUCUUGCUUCGGGGUCCCGCUAGAUUGCAGAUUUUUAGUACAUGUUAAUCUAUUUUUAAUACUAUUUGCACAAUAUUUGUAUGUUAUCCAUUGCUCGUUCUGUUUAGGCCUGUCAUGAUAGAAAAUGUUUUUAGGACGAUAUAUUUUCCCCAGGCGGCACUGUGGCCGACUGGUUAGAGCGUCAGCCUCACAGUUCUGAGGACCCGGGUUCAAUCCCCUGCCCCGACUGUGUGGAGUUUGCAUGUUCUCCCCGUGCCUGCGUGGGUUUUCUCCGGGCACUCCGGCAAAACUAUCACGACAAACGAUAGUAUCGUUGUUUUUUUAUGCCGCUGAUAUAAUGAUAUUAGAGAAUAAUAAUUCAAGUACAUCCUUUUUAAGAACAAUUCACUUCUAAUUCCAAUUCUAAGAAAAAAUAACAUUGACAUUGUAAUGUACAACAAUAAAAAAAAUCUUAGUUAAAAAAUAUAUAUAUAUAAUUGACUCAGGUUCUGUUCCCAAAAAUUUCACUUCUACAAAUAUUGGCACAGCGGUAUAAACAGUCAUGAAUGCCUAAACAGGCAAUAUACUGCCAAUCAUGUUUUCAGUGGAUUAAGAAAAAGACCCAAGUAGCAACAUUAAUAAUAACAAAACAAGUAGAUCAAAGCAACCUGUUUUAAAAGUCUGCAGCCUUUCUUUAGACGUUGCUUUGUCAACAUGUUCACUAGCUAUAAUGUGAGUAUACAUACGCCAUAUUCACAUUUGCAUUUGCAUUAUUGGGCAAAGGCUUCCAUAAUUGCAAGCUGACGGGAAAUGGAAAAUGUCCCACCAUGUUUUUUGUUCCCAGCUGAAGAAAUUGGGUGGGAUGGUUCUGCUUGAAAUUGAUUCCGUCACUUUGAGGUUUUAAACUGCCACUGACAGCUGUUGAAUUCAAAUAUCCAUGUUAACAUGGAGGACUGGCAGUGAAUGAGUUAAGUUGUGUUGUCUUUGACUUUGACUUUGACUUCGACUGGAUACAAAUUCGACAUAGCAGCUCGUUGGUGUUCGCGGGAUGGCCGCGUUCAUCUGACUUGAAUCCAAAAUGUUCCCACAUCGUCGCGGUAGCAUUAGGCUUUGGGACUAAUUCCAUUUAUGCCGCUCAAUUUUCUGUAACUGCAUCUGCCGGCUUGCGGUCAGAAAAUUUAGCUUCGUGUAUGCUAGAGCCCACACAUUUCACACGCACACGCGUACACACGGCCAAUCAGAGGCGCGCUCCCCACUCUUCACUAUCUCUAAUUGGUUUAGAGACCACGGUGAAACCCAUCGUGUGUCUGCUUUCAAGUGGCCGAAAUGCCACCUCCCCACCCCUUUCUGUUUCAUUUGCUACUUCAUCUUGUGCCAGUGCCGGCCCAUCGGUGAUAUCCCGGUCAGCUAAACAACCACUUUUUGUUCUAACAACAUAAUUGAAUGAAAAGGAAAAAGUCAGACACCAUCAAUCUUGAGUCUCAACCCAACCAGGUACAUGUUGAAUUGGCACUUUAUUUUCUGAAAGCAUUUUAAGUCGUAAAGCAUGAUUAACUGGAAUUUUUGCACUUGAUGACUAAUCCUGGCAUUUGCAGAAUUUGGAAUUUACGAUUCUAUGCUGAGAUCCAGCAUUCCAUUUUCUUUACCGCUUAUCCUCACUAGGGUCGCGGGCUGCUGGAGCCUGUCCCAGCUAUAUUCGGGCGGGAGGCGUGGUACACCCUGAACCGGUCGUCAGCCAAUCGCAGGGCACAUAGAAACAAACAACCAUUCACACUCACAUUCACACCGACUGGCAAUUUAGAGUCUUCAAUCAACCUACCACGCAUGUUUUUGGGAUGUGGGAGGAAACCGGAGUGCCCGGAGAAAACCCACCCUGGCACGGGGAGAACUUGCAAACUCCACACAGGCGGGGUUGGGAUUUGAACCCCGGUCCCCAGAACUGUGAGGCAGAUGUGCUAACCAGUUGUUCACCGUGCCGGCUCUAUGCUGAGAUGAAAUGGAAAAUACUGUAGAGAAUGGGGAAUUCAGGAGAAGAAGGUAAAGCUGAAGAAAUCUAAUUUAUUUUCCAACAACAAUGGAAUAAACACAGUUGUGCUAAAAAAAGAAAUGAUGCAGCUCACAGGUGCAUAAAUGCUCAACAGGAUUGCUUAAAUUAUUUCUACUGAUGACGUUUGAGUAGACGCUUGUUGCCAGGCAGAGUUCAUUGGGUGCAUAUAGAGUUCCUGGUUCACACCACAUUAGAUUUAUUGGCAGCAUAACUUGCACGUGUCAGAACUCUGAACUGUGCAGUGUGAACAAACACAGCGCCAAGACAAUCCCACUGAUGUCACGCAAUCAGAUAGUCAACCCACAAGGUCAGAGAGGGCCCCAGUGUGUUCCCCUCUGACGACAUAGACACAGUUGUGCAUGUAUGUGAGCUUGGUGGAACACUGGAGGGGGACAAGUGCAUGACUGGCCUCUGACCUCAUGAGCACCAGAUGCUCCAGGACCUUCUUAAUAUGUGACGUUAGAGCCACCAGCCAUCAUUCAUCUCAGCCAGUUAUUUUUAUGGUAAUAUCCACUAAUAAGCUGUCCUCAUUUUUGGAGUGUUUUAUUUCACAGUGUUCGAAAAAAAAAAUGAAAAUAUCAGCAUGAUUAAACAUGCUCUGGAUGUAUUUUUUGCCUUCUCAAUUAUUUAUUCCAACUUGGUAUGUGUUUCUUGUUAACUGACAAACUAUUAAGGAUGAUGCCCUGACACUGUUUGUUGGUUUGUAGUUUAAAAGAAAAACAGAACAGUAAGCGUUACAGUCUGUCUUUAUGUUUACCUACAAUACUGUUUUAAUUGUUACCGAUAAUUCAGUCACAGCAUCUGUAAUUUAUUACAACACUGUACUAUAAUGGGUGUAUGCGGACGGUGUAUGUUAUUGGGGUGUGUUUGGGGGGUGGGUGUGUGAGUGGGUGUAUUAUACUUUGUGUGCUGUUCAGUGUACUUAAAAUAUGUUUUGUGAGUGUCCAGGUUUGUAAAUGUUAUCUUUUGAAAUCAUACAGUUAUAAUGCACUGUUGAUUUAAUAAACAAAAUGGUCAAGCUGUC